GCCCGGGCAAAGUAGCUUUGCGUGAUGGCAGCGUCUGAAGAGCCGGAGGCGCCCACGGAGCCCUUGGACGUCGCGUGCGGCCUGGAGAACGUGCCUGUGAGCGUGUGGCCGCCGGGGGCGAGGCCAGGACCUUUCCAGUACAGUCCGGACCACGUGGCCGGACCCGGAGCCGACGCCGACCCCACGGAGAUCACCUUCCCCGGGUGCAGCUGCCUCACCCGCCCCUGCGUGCCUGGCACCUGCUCCUGCCUCCGCUCCGAGGAGAACUACGAUGAGGAAGCGCGCCUCCGGGACCUGGGGUCGGCAGCAAGGUGCGCCUGGCCCAUCUUCGAGUGCAAUGCCCUGUGCCCGUGCCCGGGGCACUGCGGGAACCGCGUGGUCCAGCGAGGCCUGCAGCGCCCCCUGCAGGUGUUCAGGACGGACGGCAAGGGCUGGGGGCUGCGCACCCUGGCGUUCAUCCCCAGAGGCCGGUUCGUCUGCGAGUACGCCGGCGAGGUCCUGGGAUUCUCCGAAGCACAGAGGAGAAGUCAGCGCCAAACGGAACACGACUCCAAUUACAUCAUCGCCGUCCGGGAGCACGUGGCCGGCGGGCGGGUGAUGGAAACGUUCGUGGACCCCGCGCGGGUGGGCAACGUGGGGAGGUUCCUGAACCACUCCUGUGAGCCCAACCUGCUCAUGGUGCCGGUCCGCGUGGACUCCAUGGUGCCCCGGCUGGCGCUGUUUGCAGCCAAAGACAUCUCGCCCGGAGAAGAACUCUCUUACGACUAUUCGGGCAGGUUUCUUAACCGCAUGGACGGGGCAGACGGGGCAGACGAAGGCAGGCCAGGCGGCGGGAAACCGAGAAAACCUUGUUAUUGUGGGUCCGCGUCUUGCGCCGCUUUCCUGCCCUAUGACGCAUCCCUGUACCGCACCCCCGAGGGGCCGGCCCCGGUUCAGGAGGGGACAGUGUAG
This is a messenger RNA of Eptesicus fuscus (big brown bat), 951 nucleotides long. RefSeq names its product histone-lysine N-methyltransferase SETMAR. Gene Ontology annotation, cellular component: nucleus. Gene Ontology annotation, molecular function: histone H3K9 methyltransferase activity; protein binding; zinc ion binding. The record is from RefSeq and is a predicted model, not a curated record. The coding region runs from base 25 to 951 and encodes 308 amino acids. Lineage: Eukaryota; Metazoa; Chordata; Mammalia; Chiroptera; Vespertilionidae. The transcript has 2 exons.